Molecule: messenger RNA, 3857 nt
Organism: Mercurialis annua (annual mercury)
Lineage: Eukaryota; Viridiplantae; Streptophyta; Magnoliopsida; Malpighiales; Euphorbiaceae
Product: protein TPLATE
Exons: 7
Coding region: 147-3632 (1161 amino acids)
Biological process (GO): endocytosis
Source: RefSeq, a predicted model, not a curated record
AGACUAUUAAUGCAAAUUAUCCAAAUUAUAGACAACAGCCACUGUAAAGUACUCAAAAUCGAAAAAAUUUAAUCUCACUAACACAAAGAAGCAAUAAAUUUGAGAAAUUUGUUAAACAAAUCUUGGUCUAUCGAAGACCAAGAUCAAUGGACAUACUCUUCGCUCAGAUCCAAGCCGACCUCCGUUCCAAUGACGCAUUACGUCAAUCCGGCGCUCUCCUCCAAGCUCUCCAGCAAUCCGCCGCCGGUCGUGAUAUCUCCGUCAUUGCUAAAACCGCCGUCGAAGAGAUCGUUGCAGCACCAGCUUCCGCCGUUUGUAAGAAGCUCUCCUUUGACCUAAUUCGAUCCACUCGUCUCACUGCCGAUCUAUGGGACUCCGUCUGCACCGGCGUCCGUAAUGAUCUCCACUUCCCCGAUCCCGACGUCACUUCCGCCGCCGUCUCAAUUCUCGCCGCCAUGCCCUCCUAUUCUCUCUCCAAAAUCAUCAUGGAUUCAAACGCCGAAAUCUCCGGCUGUUUCGAUUCGCCAAGUGAUAAUUUAAGGUUUUCGAUUAGUGAAACCCUAGGCUGUAUAUUAGCGAGGGAUGAUAUGGUGACUUUGUGUGAGAAUAAUGUUAAUUUGUUAGAUAAAGUUUCGAAAUGGUGGUCUCGGAUUGGUCAAAAUAUGCUUGAUAAAUCAGACGCAGUUGCUAAAGUAGCGUUUGAAUCAGUUGGGAGACUGUUUCAUGAGUUUGAUUCGAAAAGAAUGAGUCGGUUAGCGGGUGAUAAGUUAGUUGAUAGUGAAAAUUCAUUAGCCAUUAGGUCUAAUUGGGUGUCGUCGAUUAUUGAUUUCGUAUGGAAACAACGGAAUGCUUUGAUGUCUAGGUCUUUGGUUUUGCCUGUUGAGAAUUUUAGAGCUACUGUGUUUCCACUUGUUUAUGCAGUUAAGGCCGUCGCGUCGGGGAAUGUUGAGGUGAUUAGAAAGGUUUCUAAGGUGUCCAGUGGGCUUAAUGGUAGUGUGAUGGAUUCUACAGCUGAGAAAUUAGUUGGGGUUAAUGACGUUGUUACACAUUUGGCGCCGUUUUUAGCAAGUUCGUUGGACCCGCCAUUGAUAUUUGAAGUGGGGAUUAAUAUGCUGUAUUUGGCUGAUGUUCCUGGUGGUAAGCCAGAAUGGGCUUCUCAGUCUAUAAUUGCUAUUUUGACUCUUUGGGACAGGCAAGAGUUUUCUUCGGCUAGAGAAAGUAUAGUUCGCGCUGUUGUUACAAAUUUGCACCUCCUUGAUCUUCAUAUGCAGGUUUCAUUGUUUAAAAAGCUGCUUAUGAUGGUGAGGAAUUUGAGGGCAGAAUCAGAUCGUAUGCAUGCUUUAGCAUGUAUUUGUCGGACUGCUCUGUGCGUCGACCUUUUUGCUAAAGAAAGUGUUCGAAGAGGCCAGAAACCUCUUGCCGGCACUGACAUUGCUUCUCUCUUUGAGGAUUCAAGAAUAAGGGAUGAUCUCAAUAGUGUGACGAGUAAAAGCUUGUUUAGGGAAGAGUUAGUGGCAUCAUUAGUGGAAAGUUGUUUCCAGUUGUCUCUACCUUUGCCUGAACAAAAGAGUUCUGGAAUGGAGAGCAGAGUGAUUGGAGCUUUGGCUUAUGGAACUGGCUACGGUGCACUAAACUGGACAGAGCCAUCUUUGGAAGUGGUGGAAGUUUGUAGACCUUGCGUCAAGUGGGAUUGUGAUGGCAGGACCUAUGCAAUUGAUUGCUACUUGAAGGUGCUUGUUAGGCUGUGCCAUAUCUAUGACACACGUGGAGGUGUAAAAACUGUUAAAGAUGGUGCUUCUCAGGACCAGAUUCUCAAUGAGACAAGACUGCAAAAUUUGCAACGGGAACUUGUGAAGGAUCUACGUGAGGUAAGUAACCCAAGAGUAUGUGCUCGUCUAGUUUGGGCAAUCGCAGAACACAUAAAUCUGGAUGGUUUGGAUCCUCUUCUAGCUGAUGACCCUGAGGAUCCGUUGAACAUUAUUAUAUCAAAUAUACACAAGGUCUUGUUCAAUAUUGAUUCAUCUGCAAAUGCAUCAAAUAGACCCCUAGAUGUUCAGGCGGUUCUUAUAAGUGCUCAGCGGUUGGGGUCGCGUAACCCUAGGGCCGGCCAGUUACUAAUUAAAGAGCUGGAAGAGUUUAGAAACAAUGGAUUGGCUGAUUCUGUCAACAAGCAUCAGUGCCGUUUGAUAUUGCAGAGAAUUAAAUAUAUUCAAGGUCACCCAGACGACAGGUGGGCUGGGGUUAGUGAAGCCAGAGGAGACUAUCCAUUUAGCCACCACAAACUCACUGUUCAGUUUUAUGAAGCAGCUGCUGCACAGGAUAGGAAAUUAGAAGGGUUGGUUCACAAGGCUAUUUUAGAGCUCUGGAGGCCAGACCCUAGUGAAUUAACUGUUUUGCUAACAAAAGGAUUUGAUUCUACGCUACUCAAGGUUAUGCCAGCUGCAUAUAGUUUGACUGGUAGCAGUGAUCCAUGCUAUGUUGAAGCUUAUCAUUUGGCGGAUUCGGGUGAUGGAAGGAUCUCUCUUCAUCUGAAGGUAUUAAAUUUGACAGAACUUGAACUCAAUCGUGUGGACAUUAGGGUUGGGUUAUCUGGUUCUUUGUAUUUUAUGGAUGGAUCUCCUCAGGCUGUUAGGCAGCUACGUAAUCUUGUUUCGCAGGAUCCAGUACAAAUCAGUGUGACUGUGGGUGUGUCCCACUUCGAGAGAUGUGCCCUAUGGGUCCAAGUCUUAUACUACCCAUUCUACGGAAGUGGUGCAGGAGAUUAUGAUGGUGACUAUGCUGAGGAGGACCCCCAAAUUGUGAGGCAGAAAAGAAGCUUAAGACCAGAACUAGGGGAGCCGGUGAUAUUGCGGUGCCAACCAUACAAGAUUCCCUUGACUGAACUUCUUUUGCCACAUAAAAUAUCCCCUGUGGAGUUCUUUCGCUUAUGGCCUAGCUUACCAGCUGUAGUUGAGUCCACUGGUACGUACAUGUAUGAAGGAAGUGGCUUCAAGGCUACUGCUGCACAGCAAUAUGGAUCUUCUCCAUUCCUGGGUGGAUUGAAAUCUUUGUCUUCCAAGCCUUUCCACAGCGUCUGUUCCCACAUCAUCAGGACAGUAGCAGGAUUUCAGCUAUGUUAUGCUGCAAAAACUUGGUUUGGGGGAUUCUUGGGCUUGAUGAUUUUUGGAGCCAGUGAAGUGAGCAGAAAUGUGGAUCUGGGUGAUGAGACGACUACUAUGCUUUGCAAAUUUGUGGUCCGAGCAUCUGACGCAUCAAUCACCAAGGAGAUAGAAUCAGAUCUACAAGGCUGGUUGGAUGACCUCACCGAUGGGGGUGUGGAGUACAUGCCUGAAGAAGAAGUGAAGGAAGCAGCUGCAGAGAGGCUUAGAACUUCAAUGGAACGAAUAGCAUUGCUAAAAGCCGCACAACCGCCUCCAAAAUCUCCAAAAUCCGAUGGCGGGGACAGUGGGGAAGAAGAAGAAGAAGAGGAAAACGAAAAGAAGAAGAAGGAAAAGAAAGAGGAGGAAAAGGGUAAAUCUAAAGGAACCUUGUCGAAGUUGACUGCAGAGGAGGUGGAGCACAUGGCGCUUCAAGCCGCGGUUCUACAAGAGUGGCACAUGCUUUGCAAAGACAGAAGCACCCAAGUAAAUUAAUCAUUUUUUCAUUUUUUUUGAAAUGUAAUUUUGUUAUCUCAUGUAAUUUAGUUCCGAUAUUUGGAAUAGGGAGUAGAGGUAUAGAGUUUCUUGUAUUUUUCUUUAUCUCUGUACAUGUUGUACUGCCUAGGCAUUGUUUUAUUGCUUCUCGCUAGAUACUUGAAAAAACAAAAAAAAAGAGUUUUAUUGUUUUUGAGCAGAAGGAACAUUUCCACUUUCGAUUGA